AAGAAUGCAGGGAUGCUAGGGGCCUGGGAGAGUCGGGAGAUUCCUAGAGCGGACGGGGGGGAGCUUCUUUCUCCCCUCUCGCUGGCCGCCGGAGCAUCGAAGAGGGCCGACCUUGCCUCGCGCCAAAAGUGCGGCGGGGAAGCCUUGCAAAGAAACGUUGCAUGCAAGCGAGAGAGCGAGCAGCGAGGACCAAGGACCGAGAAGGAGGCGGGCUUGGCUCAAAAAUAAAGACCAAACAGAAUCAGGGAAACAUGGAUGCUAGCGAAGGGAAUUCAACCACUGGCUCAGUGAAGAAGAGAAAGUACUAUUGCUAUUUUAAGGACGAGUGGUGCAAAGAAGAGGCCUUCAAAGGCUGGCUUCACAAAGUGGACAUGGUGACAGCCGAAUGCAUUCUGUGCCAUCAGGGAUUCUCAAUAAAAUAUGAGGGAAGAGGAGCGGUGACCAGCCACGCAGACAGCUCCAAGCACAAAGAACUGGAGAAACAGCGUAAACAAAUGCCGGAAAUCCUGACCUUUUUCAACAAACCAAACUUCUCCCAAGAAGAUAUGGUGACGGCGGCGGAAGUUGGACAGGUUUACCACAGCAUUGUGCACCAUCUGAGCUACGCAAGCCAAGCUUGUGCGUAUAAAACGCUCUCGCGGAUUUUACCCGAUUCGGUUGUCGCGAGAAAAAUGUCUUGUGGGCGGACGAAAGCCACCAGCAUCGCGGAGAGUGUUUUGGCCCCCAAGUCGCGGGAGCUUUUGCUGAAGGACUUGGAGGUUGCGCCUUUUUUCUCCAUUGCAUCGGAUGCCUCCAACAAGAGGAAUAAGAAAUUUUUCCCAGUCACUGUGCGUUACUUUUCUGUGACAGAGGGAAUUAAGCAUGGCCUGCUCGAUUUUUACAACGAAUUGACAAGCGAUUCAAUUGCAACGCGGAUCGCCAUUAUUCUACAGGAGAAUGGUCUCAGCGUGAGCCGAGUGGCGUCUUACAUGAUCGACAAUGCCUCCGUGGAUUUUGCAAAACACUGGGCGGUGUUCCAGGACCUCAAGCAGCUUAAUGAUGGACUGUUACAAGUGGGGUGUAUCGGCCGCAUCAUCCACAACUGUCUCAAAAAGGGGAUGAGGGCACUGAGCUUUGACGUAGAAACACUAAUUUUCAAGAUAUACAGCGAGUUUUCAUCCUCACCCAAAAAGACAGAGUCUCUUACGUCAUUUUUUGAGUUUGUGGAAACAGACUACAAAGAUGUGCUUCAGCAUGUAUCGACAGGAUGGCUUGCCCUUCUGCCCGCCAUUGACCGAGUCCUCGAAAACUGGUCAGUGUUGAGGGCGUACUUCUUGUCAGAGGGGGACGAAGAAUGCGUGAAGAUCGUGUGGGAAGCAUUCAAUGCGGAAGAGCAUGAGUCUCUCCCUCUUUGUUACGUUCACUUUGUGCACAACCUGAUGAGAAUAUUUUCUGAUGCUGUGAAAAAAAUGGAGUGUGACCAUGUCGGCAGCACAGAACUGCACGGUGUCCUGGAAGGCCUCCAUUGCAAGCUGAAGAGAAGAAGAGAGGACAAAUUCUACGGAAGAUCCGCCCAAGUCAUUUUGGGCAAUGUCUCUGUCUUUGACAACCAGAAGUUCACUGAGGAAGCAGAGAACAUGUUGACGCAGUGCAUUGCGUUCCUGGAGGAGUGUUACAGUUUCAAAGGAGCCGUUUUUGAACCGAUGGCCGUGCUCUCACUCAACAAUGAAGUCAAGUGGUCUGAUUUGGUGGCUCUGGUGGCAGCCCUCCGCAUUGAGAUAGACAUCGACCAGCUCUACAAUGAGUAUUGCGUUCUGCAGAAGUUCAGAGAAGAGAUUGUCUCCAAGGAGCAGAAAAUAGAUCAGCGGUGGGUGAAGGUUUUCCGGCAUAUCCCGGAGCGUGCGGACAGCCAACUGCUGAAGCUGGUCUCCUUUGUGCUUUCCAUUCCUGUGUCCAACACCUUCUGCGAGAAGAUCUACAGUCUCAUGGCACAGCUGUGGAGCAAGGACAGAAACAGACUGAGCGACAGUGUGGUGAAAGCAGAGCUGCAGGUGCAGCUGAACUUCAAUAUUUCCUGCGCAGACUUCCACGAGUUCCUGUACAGGAACCCAGAGUUACUUAGAGCAGCAAGGGGCCAGCAGAAAUACAGGUUUAAAAAGGAAGAACCAGAGGGUGCCGCCUUUCCCUUGGCGAUCCAGUUUUAAGAAAGACUGUGGCAAACCAGGGGGACACCAAGGAAAGGGAGCAACUGGAAGACAGCGUGGUGGGGAUGCUCCAGAAAACUCCAAACUGGUUUGGAAGGCAUUGUUGGAGCUCGACCACUCUACGGAUGCAGCCUCUCCUGUCCUCCCCUGUUGGGUUUACUGUGCCAGUGGGUCAACUGAGUUUGAGCAGCCACUGUUGGGGAAGUUCCUUGAAGCACCGAGGUCAUCUUUGUGUUCAGAGUCCCGAUGUUAGCGCCACGGUGCAAGCCGGCCCGAAUGGCCUUCCUCGCGGCUGACUGUCAGAAGGCCUGCCGCCCGUAGCGCGGGGAGGAGCCAUUGGCUGCCUCCUUCUGCCUUCCCUUGCUGCUGGCACCCGGACCGUUGACCGCCAGAACAAAAGAAGGGAACCGAGGCCUUCACUUGCCAUCCUCUGUGUCGGACCAUUUCAGGCCAUCGGUAUCCACGCGUAGAGAGAAGUACCGAGAUCUUAUUUUAUUGUCUAUUGUUCAGUGCCAUUUUAAAACAUCAUUGUGAAUAUUCUCUCUGAUUACUGAAGGUUGUAUCUGUUUGUAUGCUUUUCUUUAAAAUGACUCGGGGAGGGGGGAGGCUUUUGACAAAACAAGGAACCUUUAGGCAAACUCAGAUUGGCUUCGGUCCUCUGGAAAGUUUCUGCUAAUGGAAGGAAGGGGGGAGGAUGGUUUUUUGCCAUUCCCCCCCCAACUCUUGCUACAGACUUCCAGCUCCCUCCUCCGACUGUCCUUGGGGAGGUGUACCCCAGGAGCAGCACUUGAGGGGUCGUUUUGGGUUUUAUUGAGAAGGGGAGAUUGGGAUCCCAAGCCAUUGUGAUA
Gekko japonicus is the source of this 3031-nucleotide messenger RNA. RefSeq lists its product as uncharacterized. The transcript is spliced from 3 exons. Bases 162 to 2183 code for a protein of 673 amino acids. The record is from RefSeq and is a predicted model, not a curated record. Lineage: Eukaryota; Metazoa; Chordata; Lepidosauria; Squamata; Gekkonidae.